GAAUCCUAAAUGCAUCACCAACUAUAUGAGUCAAAAUUAAAGAUAAACGAAGACUUAAUUAGCUUUUCGCCACUAAUUCGAGAGGAGCCGCAAUAUAUCUGAACACGCCAUGCUAUAUAUAUCUGAGGUAAAGUCUAAAGACAAUGAAUCAAGAUCACCACAACACAAACAAACGCCUAGUGACGGAAAAACAAUUAAGGUGUUUGAUGUUAGGCGUGGAGGAGCUGCUGCUGCUGGUUUGCUUUGCAUUAUUGACGAAUAACAAAGCUGCUGCUCUCUUCAACAGGAGCAGUUUUCCUCCAGGUUUCAUAUUUGGCUCAAGUUCAGGAUCUUACCAGUAUGAAGGCGCUGCAAAUGAAGGUGGUCGAGGACCAAGCAUAUGGGAUUCCUACACCCACAAACAUCCAGAAAGGAUCAUUGAUGGCAGCAAUGGAGAUGUUGCUCUUGAUCAAUAUCACAAGUAUAAGGAAGAUGUGGAAAUUAUGAAGGAUAUAGGCUUGGAUGCUUAUAGGUUUUCUAUUUCAUGGCCCAGAUUGUUACCAAGUGGAAAGUUAAGUGAUGGUGUGAAUGAGGUUGGAAUCAGAUACUACAACAAUCUAAUCAAUGAACUCCUCAGAAAUGGUCUAAAGCCAUUUGUCACACUUUUUCAUUGGGAUCUUCCCCAAGUUUUGGAAGACGAAUAUGGUGGUCUUUUAAGCGAUCAAAUUGUCAAUCAUUUUCGAGACUAUGCAGAACUUUGUUAUAAGGAAUUUGGUGAUCGAGUAAAGUACUGGACCACAUUGAAUGAGCCAUAUACCUAUAGUAGCAAUGGUUAUGCUUCUGGGUCUUACGCACCAGGACGAUGUUCUGAUUGGCAGAAACUAAAUUGCACUGGUGGAAAUUCAGCUAUUGAACCAUAUUUAGUGACACACCACCUUCUACUUGCUCAUGCUGCUGCUGCAAACUUGUACAAGAAUAAAUUUCAGGCAUAUCAAAAAGGUGUGAUAGGAAUAACGCUCGUCUCACCAUGGUUUGUGCCUCUUUCAGAGGCAAAUGAAGAUAAAAAGGCUGCAUUACGAGCAUUGGAGUUUACUUUUGGAUGGUUUAUGGAACCAUUGACAAGUGGUGAUUAUCCUCACAACAUGCGAUCUCUUGUUGAAAUGCGUUUACCAAAAUUCACAAAAGCACAAUCCAAGGCGCUAAUUGGGUCAUUUGAUUUUCUUGGACUAAAUUACUAUACUGGUUACUAUGCAAGCGAUGCAUCUAAUAAUGUUUAUGAUGAACAUGCAAGCUACUUCACAGAUGUUCGAGUGACUCUUUCAUCUGAGCGGAAUGGGGUUCCCAUUGGUGCAAAGGGUGCUUCAAGCUGGCUAAAUGUUUAUCCAAUAGGAAUUCAAAAUUUGUUACUCUACACGAAGGAAAAGUAUAAUGAUCCAAUCAUUUACAUUACUGAGAAUGGCAUUGAUGAAUUUAAUGAUCCAAAGUUAUCACUUGAGGAAGCUCUUUAUGAUACCCAUAGAGUUGACUAUCACAUUCUUCACCUCUAUUACGUUCAAAGUGCAAUCAAAAAUGGUGUCAAUGUGAAGGGAUACUUUCUAUGGUCAUUACUAGACAACUUUGAAUGGAAGGAGGGAUUCACUGUUCGAUUUGGUACCAAUUAUGUGGAUUACAAUAAUGGGCUGAAAAGACUACCAAAACUCUCAACUCAGUGGUUCAAAAGUUUCCUAGGAAGUAAUGAAGAAGCUUAUUAUUCAUACAUAAUAUAAACUUUUAAGUAGAUCAUUUCCCUCUUUCCAUAUUUGUAAUCAUGCAUUAAUGGAUUAUAUAUAUAUAUAUAUAAUA
This is a messenger RNA of Prunus avium (sweet cherry), 1821 nucleotides long. Its product is annotated as beta-glucosidase 24-like. The record is from RefSeq and is a predicted model, not a curated record. Gene Ontology annotation, molecular function: beta-glucosidase activity. NCBI's taxonomy places the organism in Eukaryota, Viridiplantae, Streptophyta, Magnoliopsida, Rosales, Rosaceae. Gene Ontology annotation, biological process: carbohydrate metabolic process.